AUGGUGGUCGCCGACUACCUGCGCCGCCAUCUGGCCCCUUUGCGGGAGCGUGCCCGCUUUGCCUGGAUGUACACCGGCUCGGGCGACCUGACAAGGACCGACAUUGGACCGGACGGAGACCUCGACGAGGGGGCGCUGGCGACCCUGCUGAAGGUGGUGACCGGCGUCGACGACCUCGCUCGGGCGGUCCUUCCCCGAGAGGACCUGGCGUUCUACGCAGACCCGGGCCGGGCGGCGCUGCAGGCGUCCAUGCCGGAGUUUGAUGCCCAAGGCCUGGUGGAUCGUUCGGGGCACCGGAACCCCGGGACCAUACAAAUCCCUGGGGUGGAUGACAAUGGAGGGCAGGGCGCCGCCGCCGAAGCCAGCAGGGCGCCGCCGCCGAAGCCAGCAGGCCGGCGGCCCGAGGAGACCAGGGGAAGCGUCCCCGGGCGUACGCCGCCGAAGGAUCCCGCAGGAAACCAGAGGCAACCGGAGGAGCCGAGGCCAGCCCCCAUUCCAGGGUCGAGUGCGCCAGCGGACCCCAAGCUGAGGGCACUAGCCAGCCCUGAGCAAAGGGCCCCAGCCGGUCCCGAGCAGCAAGCGCCGACCAAACCUUUCCCGAGCCCUCCGAGGAAGGAGCGAGUGGCCGCAGGGGAGGUGGUCACGACGAGGGUGGCGCCGGCGCGGCAGCCAUCGGGGACCCCGAGCGCCUCUGUAGAGAGGGCUCGCAAGGGACCCAGCCCCUGGCCACCUUUUGGCCAGGCCCCGGAACCCCUCCCGGAGGUGUUGGGAAGCGCUCGGGAGGUCAUCGGGCAGCUAGAAGUGGCCGUGGCGGCAGAGCGGGCGGAGCUCGACAAAGAGCGUGCCACCCUGGUCGAUGAGAGGGGGCGGCUGGAGGAGGCCCGGAAGCUUUUGGAGACCCGCAUCGCCUCGGCCCGCACAUCUUACGAGAAAUCUAUGCGCGAGGUGGCCGAGGAGUGGGAGGCGCUGGAGGAGACCCGUGACGAAGUCGUUGCUGCGCAGGAGAAGGCCAGCUGCAUGAAGCGGCUCGCGACCGAGCGUGACCAGGCGUCCCGGAGGCGCGCCGCAGAGCUGCUUGCUCGGGAGCGACAGCUGGUGUCUCGGGAGGAGGCGGCCAGUAGAAGGGAGGAGGCCGUGCGGUCUGCUCAGGCGGACUUGGCCUGCCAGAACGACGAGCUCGAGCGUGGCCCCGCCGAAGUCCUCCGUCGUUGA
Messenger RNA from Phragmites australis (common reed), 1212 nucleotides. RefSeq lists its product as uncharacterized. The record is from RefSeq and is a predicted model, not a curated record. Lineage: Eukaryota; Viridiplantae; Streptophyta; Magnoliopsida; Poales; Poaceae. The coding region runs from base 1 to 1212 and encodes 403 amino acids. The transcript is spliced from 2 exons.